AUGAGACAACUCAAGCAUCACGAACAGAAACUCCUCAAGAAGGUCGACUUUUUGCAAUGGAAGAAAGACGAUUCUAUUAGAGAGAUCAAAGUGAUUCGCAAAUAUCACCUUCAGAAGAGAGAAGAUUACCAAAAAUACAACAAAUUGGCAGGUAGCAUCAAAAAGCUCGCAAACAAGAUCUCUCUUCUUGACUCUCGGGAUCCUUUCCGUGCCGAACAAGAAAAGGCUCUGUUGAACAAGCUGUACACCAUGGGUAUUAUAACCUCUGUCAGUAAGUUCAGUGACUGCAAUAAGGUCACUGUAUCUGCUUUCUGUCGACGAAGACUUCCUAUUGUCAUGUGCCGUCUCAAGAUGGCAGAAACUGUCAAGGAAGCUAUUACUUUUAUUGAACAGGGUCAUGUACGUGUUGGACCUCAGCCCAUCACUGAUCCUGCAUUUUUGGUAACUCGCACAAUGGAGGACUUUGUUACCUGGGUUGAUACUUCCAAGAUCAAGCGCAAGAUUCUUAAAUACAACGACAAGUUGGAUGAUUUUGAUCUUUUGUAAAAGAAAAAGAAAAACACAUACACAUACACAUACACACACCUUCCAAGUUUUCUAUUCUAUUUCUUUUAUAUAUAUAUAUAUAUAUAUAUGUAUGUAUGUAUAUAUAUAUGUAUGUAUAUUCAUAUCUAUUUGUGCAUUUCAUAUUAUUAUCAUUUAAUAUUCUUUAUUGAUGUUCCUUUGUGUAAGAAAAAAUGAGAUCAAUAUUUUAUAU
Phycomyces blakesleeanus NRRL 1555(-) is the source of this 757-nucleotide messenger RNA. RefSeq lists its product as hypothetical. The record is from RefSeq and is a predicted model, not a curated record. Gene Ontology annotation, biological process: rRNA processing. The transcript has 3 exons. Lineage: Eukaryota; Fungi; Mucoromycota; Mucoromycetes; Mucorales; Phycomycetaceae. Gene Ontology annotation, molecular function: rRNA binding; structural constituent of ribosome; snoRNA binding. Gene Ontology annotation, cellular component: small ribosomal subunit; Mpp10 complex; small-subunit processome. Bases 1 to 546 code for a protein of 181 amino acids.